Crotalus tigris (Tiger rattlesnake) is the source of this 3682-nucleotide messenger RNA. RefSeq names its product peroxisomal biogenesis factor 6 (gene PEX6). Gene Ontology annotation, cellular component: cytosol; peroxisomal membrane. The coding region runs from base 266 to 3247 and encodes 993 amino acids. Lineage: Eukaryota; Metazoa; Chordata; Lepidosauria; Squamata; Viperidae. Gene Ontology annotation, molecular function: ATP binding; ATP hydrolysis activity. The transcript has 17 exons. Gene Ontology annotation, biological process: protein import into peroxisome matrix. The record is from RefSeq and is a predicted model, not a curated record.
AAAAAGCCGCAAGAUUUACCCGGAAGUUAUAAACUAGGAACACGUCUUAUUUUUUUCCAUUUUAUCUAUUCUGCGCUGCCGACUCCGCCACUGCUAUACAGCAGUCACGUUCCCACGCCGAUCAACUUUUCGGUUGGGUGCUCGGGUAGAAAACCGGUUGGCUUCAGACCGGAAGUGCAUGGAAUGGUGCAUGCUUUGCGCCUUUCUCUAUGGCGGAAUAAAGUCUCCUUCGUUUCUUCCCUAGAUUUUACUCCGCUGCCUUUCCAUGGCGGCGGCAGCGGCGGUGCUUCGGAGCCUGGACGAGCCCGUUCCCCAGGACCUGCCACCGGCCACGGGGUUACUGGUGGCUCCGGCUAAGGGAGAGUGGGCAACGGCCUGCCCGAGCGGCUUUCUAGUGUUGGCUGUGCGGCCGGCAGGGACUAAGUUGCAGCCGAUACUCUUGUGCGCGGCGCUACUAGAGGCAGAAGCCUCUGCUGCGCCGGAACUGUGGCUGAGCCGGGCCUUUCUGAGGCGGCUGGGACUGAUCGCGGGCAGGACCGUGAGGGUCUGGCCUGUGCGGAGGCCGCCGCUGCUCGCCUGGGUGUUACUGGGGUCAUCCGCGGCGGGAACCGCAGGGCGGACUCCUCGACCGUGGGUCGGCUCAAGCUCUAGCAUCCUCGUACGGCGCGGGGAGAUCCUGCCUGGCUCGGGACUGCGUAUAUUGGAGAGUCGACCGGCUCUCCAGGGACUGCUGGGCAUUGGCACCCGCUUGGCUGUGACUGAAUUGCGAAGCGGCGCUGAGGGCCGGGACCGGAGGGACCUGCGGACGCCUCUGGUUUCCGUGUGGGCACGCGGCGGGGAGCGGCUGGUUAGGGCACAGCGGGGUCACCCUGCGCUGUGGGGAGGAGACCCUGCGGUGGAUCACUCUCUCUGGGUGACCCCUGGGUGCUUGCACGGCCUGGGCCUCUUCCAAGGAGAAUGGGUGGUAGUGCGGAGGCGCGAGAGAGACUUUCCGGGAUGCACGGCGCCCCAUUUGGCCUCUGUGCAGGUUCUCAGGCCCCAAUGGUAUUUCUCGCUUGGAGAAAACGAUGAUGGGCACCACCAAGCAACAACUGCAGACGCCUUUCCGAACGAGAAUGCACUGAUUCCUGCCAGUUUGGCUUUCAAUCUCUCCUGCGAUCCUUUGGAAGGGAGCCUCCUGGAAAUACAGAGAUAUGGGGAAGCUGCUGGUGUGCAAGAGACAAAAGGAAGUCGAUCUUUGCUAUCUGUGCCAGCCAUUGCCAAGGAACUACACAUAGAAAUUGUGGCUUCACCAACUUACAACACCAGAGGAAUCUAUGAUCAAAUUCUUUAUCAGCACUUUCAAACUCCCAGGCUUGUACAAGAGAAUGAUAUUCUUUGUCUCCCAACUGUUGGACAUCCUGAAUUCUUAGAAGAAAAUUCAGUAAAGUUUAUUAGAUGGCCAGAGCUGUGGUUCAGGGUAAAAAGGAUAUUACCAGCAGAGAAAAUACAGCAAAGUAUAGGGUACUUAGCUGAUACUCAGAAUACUUCUUUAUUCCUGGUAGGUUCUACAAACAGUGCUAUUCCAUCUUUUCCAUCUCAUAAUGGCUGUAGUUUCUGGAGCAGUUUGUCUCCUGCUGGGCUUUGCAGUGCAGUGAAGCAGCUCUGUGACAUCCUUGGCCCUCAUUUACACAAUAGAGAAACUCUGCUAAAUGCAUCUGGAAGUAUUCUUCUUUCAGGACCCAGUGGUGUGGGGAAAAUUACAGCUGUUAGAGCUGCCUGUAGCCGCCUCAAUCUGCAUUUCUUCAAGGUGAAUUGUGUUGCUUUGUGUGGUGAUACAAGUGGAUCUACAGAAGUAAAACUAUAUAAUGCCUUCUCAGAGGCUGAGCUCUAUAGUCCUUGUGUCCUGCUGAUGAAAGAUGUAGAGCUGCUGGGAAGAGAUCGUGAUGGAUUUGGGGAGGACUCCAGGGUCAUUCUUGCAUUAAGACACCUUAUUUUGGAAAGAGAGAUAAAUACUAGUUAUCCUGUGCUGGUGGUAGGCACAACAAGCAAACUUGCAGAUGUCCCUUCAGAUGUGCAAACGGCAUUCCUUCAUGAGGUGAAAAUUGAAGCACCAGCUGAAGAGCAGAGGAAGGCCAUUCUUAGCACACUAACACAAAAUUUUCCACUGGGCAAAGAAGUAAGCCUGACCAAGCUAGCCCAGCAGAGUGCGGGCUUUGUUCUAGGAGAUUUCUGUGCUUUACUUUCCCACAGCAGCCGUGCUGCCUGUUCAAGGAUGCAGAAUUCAAGCUUUCCAGGGGGACCAAAUGAAGAUGAAGAAUAUGAUUUUUAUGCUGCUGGUUUUCCUCUUCUAGCAGAAGAUUUCAGUGUUGCACUAGAUAAACUUCAUGAUGCUCAUUCACAGGCAGUAGGAGCCCCAAAGAUUCCCUCUGUCUUCUGGCAAGAUAUUGGAGGGCUUCAGAAUGUGAAAAAGGAAAUCCUGGACACCAUUCAACUUCCAUUAGAACACCCAGAGUUAUUGUCUUUAGGCCUUCACCGCUCUGGCCUUCUGCUCUAUGGUCCUCCUGGAACAGGGAAGACAUUACUAGCUAAAGCAGUAGCAACAGAAUGUACCAUGACUUUCCUCAGUGUAAAGGGUCCUGAACUUAUUAGCAUGUAUGUUGGGCAGAGUGAAGAGAAUGUCCGUGAAGUGUUUGCCAGAGCUAGGGCAGCUGCUCCCUGCAUUAUCUUUUUUGAUGAGCUUGAUUCAUUGGCCCCCAGUCGUGGACGAAGUGGCGAUUCACAGGGUGUGAUGGACAGAGUUGUAUCUCAGUUACUAGCAGAACUGGAUGGGCUUCAUUCUUCUCAAGAUGUAUUUGUUAUUGGAGCUACAAACAGACCUGAUCUGCUGGAUUCAGCUUUACUCAGGCCAGGCAGGUUUGAUAAAUUGGUUUAUGUAGGAAUAAAUGAAGACCGAGAUUCUCAGCUGCAAGUACUGAGUGCCAUCACCAGAAAGUUUAAAAUGGACCCAUCUGUGAAUUUUCUUAAUGUCCUAGAGAAAUGCCCUGCACAGUUAACAGGAGCAGACCUGUAUGCACUCUGCUCAGAUGCAAUGAUGUUUGCUAUCAGAAGAAAAGUGGAAUGGAUAGAAGACGGUCUGGAUACUGAAAGCUCAGAAUUCACCCUUACCAUGGAGGAUUUUAUACAAGCUGCAACAAGGUUACAGCCUUCUGUUUCUGAGAUGGAGCUGCUUAGAUAUAAAUUGAUCCAGCAAAAAAAUGCUGCUUGAUUUGAAACAAAUAUGACCAAGAAAGAAAUAUCCAUAUAACCCCAGAAGUACAAAAUAAAAGCUACCAUGAGAAUAUUGUUCUUGUUAAAAGAAAUAGUGAUGACUCAAGUCACAAUCUGGUGGAUUCAUAUGAGUUAGAAAAAUGAGUUCAAGGCGUAGACCCGAGACUGAAGUUCAGAUGUGCAGGAUGUGUAGCAAAUUAAUCUUCAUUCAUACUUGGGACCGUUGCAUCUAUAAAGUGAUCAACAUCAGAAGGUGAUCAACAUCAGAUGGGAAAUCUUAGGCCCCUAAUAACCUGAGCUUUUGAAUUAUGAGAGAAAUGAUUGUAAGUAUUUAAAGAUAUCUAAAUAAAGGCUGCUUUGCUUUAUCUGGAAAACAAAAAUGCUAUCUAAUUCACUGAGAAUCUAUCAUUUCUCAUAAAUGUGAAAUACAAUA